This is a messenger RNA of Calidris pugnax (ruff), 1909 nucleotides long. RefSeq names its product mediator of RNA polymerase II transcription subunit 9-like. Gene Ontology annotation, molecular function: transcription coregulator activity. The annotation marks the transcript as partial. The transcript is spliced from 2 exons. Gene Ontology annotation, cellular component: mediator complex. Gene Ontology annotation, biological process: regulation of transcription by RNA polymerase II. Lineage: Eukaryota; Metazoa; Chordata; Aves; Charadriiformes; Scolopacidae. The record is from RefSeq and is a predicted model, not a curated record.
CCCGCCGAGCAGAAGCCGCCGCCGCCGCCGCUGCCGCCCGUGCAGGAGGAGUUCUCCUUCCUGCCGCUCGUCCACGACAUCAUCAAAUGCAUGGACAAGGACAGUCAGGAUGUUCACCAGGUGCUGAACGAGCUGAAGAACAAGUUCCAGGAGAUGAGGAAGCUGAUCAGCUCCAUGCCCGGCAUCGGUGUGAGCCCAGAGCAGCAGCAGCAGCAGCUGCAGAACCUGCGGGAGCAGGUCCGGACCAAAAACGAACUGCUGCAGAAGUACAAGAGCCUUUGCAUGUUUGAAAUCCCCAAGGAGUAGGAUUUGCUCUGCUCUCCGGGUCUGAGAUACCGCCUCUCCUGGCUGAACAGGAGAGAAAAAAAGUGACAGAAGUUUACAUUUCUUUCUUUUAUGCUUUUUUUUUGGUGGCAUUGCUCUGAAGUUGUGUCUGUGUGGAUCGCAGGCGUGUGACACUGAACCAGAACACUGUGUGCUUCACACAUGACGAUUGCAGCGGCACGUUGACUUUGAUCUGCUGUAGGACUGUGCAUUUAUAUAUGCAUCUCUUCUGUUUUCUCUUGGGGAGGGGUGAGGUAGUAUUUUUUUACAUUCAAGCAAGCAAGAGACAUUAUGUUUUUUUCUUCUCUAAGGGUCAAAGUACCUGCUGGUUAACUUCAACAAGAAAAAGGGGACAUUUUCUGCAUUUUUUUUUUUUUUUUACUUAAAAGUGGCCAAACAUCAAAUAGGAGCAUUAGAGGCAAGUGUGAGCUGUUUGGCUCCACUCCUGGAAAGGGUCUCUGGGACACUUUCCAGUCUCAGUGUGUCAAAAGAGGAGAGAUUGCUUUCAGUUACUUUUGUAUUUCUCUCUCUUUCUCUCUUUCUAAACAAGUGCUGGUUGUGUCUGAGAUGAGUCAAGUAAAGAUGGUGAAAUUCCAAACUGCCCCUCUCUUGUGUAUUCACUGAGUGGAUGCGGGCUGAGCUGGGGCAGGAUUUUGGCAGCGCAGAGGACGUGUGUAGCCUGGGCCCAGCUUCUGCCUCUUGACAUGGCUUUUUGGGAAGCGGGGUGACUUGGGAGAGCAAAGCAGGGACUGCUGGGAGGGUGGAUUCUGAUAGGCUUUGGGUGUGUAAGUGCGUGGCGACUGCAUCUUGUAGGCAGCACAUGGGGCAUCUUGCUCUUAAAGCGGAGGAAGGGAAAGCAGAAUCAAAACAAAGGGCAUAAAUGACAAGAGCUUUUAGUUAUUCCACACGUGACAAAAGUCAGGCUCAACAGGACGGGUCAGUUCCACAUCUGAAGUGCUCCAGGGGCUUCCCACAAACACAAGCACUCGAGCGGCUCGAACAUUUGCCCGGGGCUGAUGGAAAGCUCUUGAGUGUUGUAUCACAGUCAGACAGAUCCCAGGGCUCCCUGCUCUCUCUCCUGCAUUCGCUCUUACGGUGGCUGAUGGGAGCCUGGUAAGUGGCACCACAUCUCACCAACAAAGAUGUGAUGGGACUUUAAAUCUCAUGGUUCCCUGAAUCACGCUGAAGGAUGGUGCAGGUCAGUAGCGGAAAAGGUUAAAAACCAUCAAGUGAAACACAAUAUCCAUCCAGAACCAGGCACCCAAGGGCAGGUAGCGCUUGUGCCUUCAACAGAAGAGAAGCAAGGUCUGUUUGGGUGGGAUUUUCCUUUCCUAAACCAAGAGGCAAGUCGUUCUGCUGGUGGGGAGCUGGGGUGGCUGCGUCUCACCGGGAGCCAAGAGAUUGCUCUGUUCCCGCUGGAAUACUUUGCUAGUACUUUCUUUGGGAAGGUGCCAGUGUGUAAACCCUGAGCAAAGCAGAAUACCAAGGUAAACAAAGCACAACGUACGCUCUUUUUAUUACUGAAAUUACCUUUCUGCCAGCGAUUGCCUAUCCCAGCUCAAUAAAUUCUUGUGUCUCAUGCCUG